Molecule: messenger RNA, 519 nt
Organism: Opisthocomus hoazin
Lineage: Eukaryota; Metazoa; Chordata; Aves; Opisthocomiformes; Opisthocomidae
Source: RefSeq, a predicted model, not a curated record
AUGGCUGAGGAGGAGGAGGAGGAUCGCAGAGCAAGAAUUUUAGGAGGUGCAGACACGCCCUAUGAGAAAGGAAUAUUCAACCUGGAGAUCAUUGUUCCUGAAAGGUACCCCUUUGAGCCCCCAAAGAUCCGCUUUCUGACCCCUAUCUAUCAUCCGAACAUUGACUCUGCUGGGAGGAUUUGCCUGGAUGUUCUUAAAUUACCGCCAAAGGGCGCGUGGAGGCCUUCCCUGAGCAUCGCCACGCUGCUGACCUCCAUCCAGCUGCUGAUGGCGGAGCCCAACCCUGACGACCCUCUCAUGGCGGACAUAUCCUCGGAGUACAAGUACAACAAGCAACUGUUCUUGUUAAACGCCAGAGAGUGGACUGAGAAACACGCGAGCCAGCAGCAGAGGGCUUCCAAGCCUUUGGAAGAGAAAACGAACCAAAGCGAAACAAGUGCCGCCAAGGAGUCAGCCGUGCAGAAAAGAAAAGGGAGUGACAGCGGCAACAAGGAGAAGAAAUCACGCCUGGAUUCCUAA